Olea europaea var. sylvestris is the source of this 1631-nucleotide messenger RNA. Its product is annotated as protein DETOXIFICATION 21-like. Gene Ontology annotation, biological process: transmembrane transport. Gene Ontology annotation, cellular component: membrane. The coding region runs from base 381 to 899 and encodes 172 amino acids. NCBI's taxonomy places the organism in Eukaryota, Viridiplantae, Streptophyta, Magnoliopsida, Lamiales, Oleaceae. The transcript has 4 exons. Gene Ontology annotation, molecular function: antiporter activity; xenobiotic transmembrane transporter activity. The record is from RefSeq and is a predicted model, not a curated record.
GUUUAGAUGCAUCCUAUGAUUUGAAUGAAAAUAUGAGGUACGUCCCUUCCUUAACCACCCAUUCUACCAACCCCAAGUUCAAGUUGAGGCAGUUGAAAAAUGGGGGUUGCAUCCUACGGGUUGGUACAACUUACCCGAAUUUUUCUUUUAUGGUUUCACUCUCUUGCAUGAGCUUCGCAAGACUUAUUAAACCACCUAUACAUACACAGUUAUAUAUCUACAUUUAUAGAGUGAGAUAUUCACUCCGUCAUUAAUCUUGCAUUCUUUUACCUACUUCGUCUUUAUUGAAUGGAGGCGCCGCUGCUCGACCGGAACGACUCUGGCGAGCUCCAGUUGAUCGGAGACGACGGAGACUACCGACCGGUUAAAGGGCUCAAGGCAUGGCCUUUCAAAUUCUUUGCCAAUUUGGAACCAAUUCUGUUACCUCCAUGUUUGUUGGCCAUCUUGGAGAUAUGGAGCAUUCUUUCUAUUGCUACCUCAGUCAUUUCCACCUCUUUCGGAUUCAUGUUGAUGGUUUAUUUUUCAGCAUGAACGUCAUUGGGUGGGAAGCCAUGAUUUUCAUUGGAAUCAAUGCUGCUACAAGUAUUAGAGUCUCAAACGAGCUUGGCUUAGGACAUCCACAACCGCAAGCAGCCAAAUAUUCCGUCUACAUCACAGUUUUUCAGUCACUCUUGAUCAGUAUUCUUUGCAUGAUUAUUAUACUGGCGGCAAGUAAUCACUUCAGCAUUAUUUUUACCAGCAGCAAAUGUAUGCAACGGGGCUGUUUCCCACCUUUCUGGCCUUCUUGGAAUGACUAUGGUUCUGUACUUAAGCCAGUGAUAUCAGGAACUUUGUGGUGGCAUGAUAGCCGGAACAGCUUUGCAGACAUUGCUAUUCUUGUUAGUUCUUUACAAAACUAAUUGGAAGGAGGUUGUUCUUAACCCUUAACCCACAUGGAGUGCUACACGGGACCAGACAGUAUUGAGAAAAGGAAAAGGUCUAAAUCUUGUUCGUUGUAUUGUCCAGUCUUGUGAGACUAAAUAUGUACACAACCUUAAGGCCUUGCGUCAUGGUUUUUCUGUUUUUGAGAGAUCAAUGCUGCAAUGCAGCAAAAUAUACACACCAUUGCUCGCCUUCCCCAUCCUUGGAACUUCAUUAGUCUACAUUUCUUGAUUUUAUUAUUGAUUGUGAAAUUUAUCAUUACAAGAGUUACCAUGCCGUUGGAAUUAUAUCGUGAAACUAUAUCUGCAGGUGGAGCAAACGACAGAGCUCAUAUGAAAAUGGGGAGGGCAAGAUAUAGAAUCUGAGAAAUUAGCUACUGACCAGCUUUCACUCCAAAAUGGAAGAUAGUAAAUGCGUGUUUAGUAUCCAGUAUUAGAUCAUAUUGAAGAGUAUAAUGAACACCAUCUAGUGUCAUCUAAUCUACUCAAACAUGCAAUAGGAGGUAGGGAACGUGAUAUUCAGCUUAUUGUCACUGUACUAAUUCAAAAUUUCCCUCCUUUAUGUUGUGUAAGGUUUAAUAGUUUAUUGUUCGAUUGGGAAAUUUUGAGCUUUACUAAUGCACCCCCCAAGGAAAAAAAAAAUUAAUUAAUUUUGAGGUCUCUUUUUUGUUGAAGUUAUGCUGUGGGAUCAUGAUCAUGAAGAAUUAUAUU